Amborella trichopoda is the source of this 2099-nucleotide messenger RNA. The record is from RefSeq and is a predicted model, not a curated record. NCBI's taxonomy places the organism in Eukaryota, Viridiplantae, Streptophyta, Magnoliopsida, Amborellales, Amborellaceae.
AAUAUCAAACAUUGCAAGGAAGGUGUAGAGAGAGAAAGGAAUAUGAAGAGGAAAAAGAAAGAGAGAGAAAGAGAAGAACAAAAAUUGUGCAACAAAGGAGAGGGCCAAGGCAAAGUAUCCAAGGAUCGAAAGAGGACCCGGCCUCUCUCUCUCUAGGUGUGAGGUGUGGAAGAUUCAAGGACCAACUCUUUCUCUCUCUACAGGAGAGUCCCUUCAAGGACCAUAUCUCUCUCUCUCUCUCUCUCUCUCUCUCUCUCUCUAUUUGCUUGAACAAGGCAGAAUUGUAGAGCCAUUUUACUUUUGUUAUCAAAAUCUCCUGUCUGAGAACUCUUGGAAUAAGGUUCAGCAGAGAGAGAGAGCAGUGGUUCGACUCGGAACCGUCGGUCAAACUGGAACCGCGCACUGACCGAUUCGAAGAGAGAGCGAUGUAGUAUGAGUCAAGAGUUGCUUGAAGAAGGGGAACAAAGAGGAAAGUGAUGGUAGACACAUCAUGGGCAAGAAAGGCAGUUGGUUUUCAGUGCUCAAGAGGGUCUUCUUACCCACCUCCAAAGAAAAAUAUGAAACAGCCCAACCAAAGAAAGGAGUAUUGAAGGAGAAGAAGAAGUGGGGUUUUGGCAAAUUCAGGCAUGGAGAACCAAACUCCUCCUUCAUUUCACGCUACACUAGAGAGCCUAGUAGUGUGGAGUCGAUUCUUGGUGAAGCUGAGCAAGAGAACCAGAAGAAGCACUCAUAUGCAGUCGCAGUGGCGACCGCAGUUGCUGCCGAGGCAGCGGUCGCCGCCGCCAAUGCGGCCGCAGAGGUUGCCCUUCUGACAGGCUCAUAUUACCCUCCUCGUUCAAAUGAUCAUUUGGCAGCCACCAAAAUACAAUCUGCAUUUAGAGGAUACGUGGCAAGGAGGAGUUUUAAGGCUCUAAAGGGUUUGGUGAGGCUUCAAGCAUUGGUGAGAGGACAGAGUGUGAAGCGCCAGACCACGAACACAAUGAGGUGCAUGCGGCUGCUGGUGCGGGUGCAAGCUCAAAUCCAUUCAAGAAGGAUUCAUAUGCUGGAAAACUCCAUUCAACAAAAGAGUGACAAGGACAAUGAGAGCACACUGGGAAGAUGGACUUUGAGUCACCAAUCCGAAAAUGAGCAUCAUCACGACGAAUGGGACGACAGCGUGCUUACAAAGGAGGAGAUCGAUGCAAGGAUGCAACAAAAGCUGGAGGGCAUCAUCAAGAGGGAGAGAGCCUUAGCCUACGCAUACUCUCAAAAGCUCUUGAGGGGAGUUUCCAAACCAAUGCUAGCCGGCAUGACAGAGCUGAGGUCCAAUGGUCUCCCAUGGGGUUGGACUUGGCUUGAACGCCAACUAACAACUCAACCCCUUGAAAACCAAGCAACAACACAUGAGAAGCCCAAACAAGCACCAAUGGACAACACCAUAGACUCAAGGCCUCGCAUUGACUCCAAAAGACACAAGCAAAUUAGUGUUGAAUCCCUAGAUUUGGCCACCCCCAAGUCCUCAAGAUCCUCUCCAGCUCCAAGCUCAAGACAUGUAAUUGCAAGCAAACCACCUUCAAUUUUUGGUUCAACAAACAUCAAGAGCUCGAAUUUCAAUGGCAAUGGAGGUGAUAGAGAUGAUGAGAGCUUAACCAGUUGCCCACCUUUCUCUAUGCCUAAUUAUAUGGCACCCACUUUGUCAGCUAAGGCAAAGGUUAGGGCUCAAAGUGCCCCAAAGAGAGGGUCACAAGCACCAAGCAAUGACCCCAAGAAAGGCCCAUUUGGGUCGUUGAGGUGGAACAAGGGCUCAAUCUUCUCAAACAAGAGCUCCAAUUCCCAAAGACUCUCAAAGCAAGAUGGCUCUUUGCAUGCACUUGGGAAUUUGAGUUUGGACUCUGCCCAUUCUUUGCCUGUCGGGGUGGGGAGAAAGCCUUUCUAUAGAUGAGGUGUGUCUUAUGUUAUUGUGUGAUUUUUAUUGCUAUUCUCUAGUUUUUUCUUAUUCUAUAUUUUUUUUUUUCUUUUGGGAUUUUUGGGGUUUUGUAAGUUGAUUGAUUGAGAGUGAUACUUAAUGGUAAUAAUAUUGAGAAAAGUAUAAUAGAAAGGUUUUGCAAUAAUUCAAGUUA